This is a messenger RNA of Rangifer tarandus platyrhynchus (Svalbard reindeer), 1956 nucleotides long. Lineage: Eukaryota; Metazoa; Chordata; Mammalia; Artiodactyla; Cervidae. The record is from the annotation of a GenBank genome assembly.
AUGGGCUGCUGCAGCUCCGCCUCCUCAGCCGCGCAGAGCUCCAAGCGAGAAUGGAAGCCACUGGAGGACCGUAGCUGCACAGACAUACCGUGGCUGCUGCUUUUCAUCCUCUUCUGCAUUGGGAUGGGAUUUAUUUGUGGCUUUUCAGUAGCAACAGGUGCAGCAGCAAGACUAGUAUCAGGAUACGACAGCUUUGGAAAUAUCUGUGGGCAGAAAAAUGCACAGUCGGAAUCAUUUCCACUCAGUGGCAUGGACCACACCCAUCGGAAGUAUGUAUUCUUUUUGGAUCCAUGCAAUCUGGACUUGAUAAACCGGAUCAAGUCUAUAGCACUGUGUGUAGCAGCAUGUCCAAGACAAGAACUGAAAACCAUAAGUGAUGUUCAGAAGUUUGCAGAGAUAAAUGGCUCAGAACUAUGCACCUAUAACCUAAAGCCGUCUGAAUAUGCAUCAUCCCCAAAAGAUCUUUGCCCCAGACUACCUGUUCCAGCGAGUGCACCUAUUCCAUUCUUCCAUCGCUGUGCUCCUGUGAACAUUUCCUGCUAUGCCAAGUUUGCAGAGGCCCUGAUCACCUUUGUCAGUGACAAUAGUGUCUUACACAGGCUGAUUAGAGGAGUAAUGACCAGCAAAGAAAUUAUAUUGGGACUUUGCUUGUUAUCACUAGUUCUGUCCAUGAUUUUGAUGGUGAUAAUCAGGUAUAUAUCAAGAGUACUUGUGUGGAUCUUAACAUUUCUGCUCAUCCUGGGUUCACUUGGUGGCACAGGUGUACUCUGGUGGCUGUAUGCAAAGCAAAGAAAGUCUCCCAAAGAAACGGUUAUUUCUGGGCAGCCUCAGAUAGCGGAGGCCAACCUUCGGGCACUCCUCAUCUACGCCAUUUCAGCAACGGUGUUCACGGUUAUCUUGUUCCUGGUCAUGCUGGUGAUGCGCAAGCGGGUUGCUCUCACCAUUGCCUUGUUCCACGUGGCCGGCAAGGUCUUCAUUCACUUGCCGCUGCUAGUCUUCCAACCCUUUUGGACUUUCUUUGCUCUUGUUCUAUUUUGGGUGUAUUGGAUCAUGACACUUCUCUUUCUUGGCACAGCUGGUGGCGCUGUUCCGAAUGAGCGAGGCUUGGCGGAGUUCAGAAUCUCAGGGCCUCUGCAGUACAUGUGGUGGUACCAUGUGGUGGGCCUGAUCUGGAUCACUGAAUUUAUUUUAGCCUGUCAGCAGAUGACUGUGGCGGGAGCUGUGGUGACCUACUAUUUUACUAGGGAUAAAAGGAAUUUGCCUUUUACACCGAUUCUGGCAUCAGUGAAUCGCCUUAUUCGUUAUCACCUUGGUACUGUGGCAAAAGGUUCUUUCAUUAUCACGUUAGUCAAAAUUCCACGAAUGAUCCUUAUGUACAUUCACAGUCAGCUCAAAGGAAAGGAAAAUGCUUGUGCUCGAUGUGUGCUGAAAUCUUGCAUUUGUUGCCUUUGGUGUCUUGAAAAGUGCCUAAAUUAUUUAAAUCAGAAUGCAUACACAGCCACAGCUAUCAACAGCACCAAUUUCUGCACCUCAGCAAAGGAUGCCUUUGUCAUUCUCGUGGAGAAUGCUUUGCGAGUAGCUGCCAUCAACACGGUGGGGGAUUUCAUGUUAUUCCUAGGCAAGGUGCUGAUCGUCUGCAGCACGGGUCUGGCUGGGGUUAUGCUGCUCAACUACCAACAAGAUUACACAGUGUGGGUGCUGCCUCUGAUCAUCGUCUGCCUCUUUGCUUUCCUGGUCGCCCAUUGCUUCCUGUCCAUUUAUGAAAUGGUAGUGGAUGUUUUAUUCUUGUGUUUUGCCGUUGAUACAAAAUACAAUGAUGGGAGCCCAGGCAGAGAAUUUUAUAUGGACAAAGUACUGAUGGAGUUUGUGGAAAACAGUAGGAAAGCAAUGAAGGAAGCUGGUAAGGGAGGUGUUGCUGAUGCCAGAGAGCUAAAACCGAUGCUGAGGCGAAGGUGA